AUGCAGUUGUCUGACACUUUGGCUCUAGUCGGAGGGUUGUCAGUGCUGUGGAACCUGCUCAGGCUGCUCUGGAGAUGCUGGAGAGGGUUCAGACAAUAUAUUUUAUCUCAGUUUUGGCAAGUGGAUUUAAGAGGAUAUGGCCAAUGGGCUGUGGUGACAGGUGCGACCUCUGGCAUUGGCAAAGCUUACGCUAUGGAGCUCGCCCGCAGAGGUCUGGAUAUUGUACUGGUCAGUCGAUCAGAAGAUAAGCUUCAGACAGCGGCUAAAGUAAUAGAGGAGAUUUAUGGCCGAAAGACAUGCACCAUCAGGGUGGACUUUACUGAUGGACAUAUCAUCUAUCCUAAAAUUGCCAACGUGCUGAAAGAUCUGGAAGUUGGCAUCCUGGUUAAUAAUGUAGGAAUGACCUACUCUGAACACUUUGCCUAUUUCCUGGAGACAUCUGAUGCUCACAAGAAAAUCACCAACAUUGUCAACUGUAACAUGCUGUCUAUCGCUCAGAUGAGCAAGCUUGUUCUGCCACACAUGGUUAAGAGAGGGCAUGGUUUAAUUAUUAACAUUUCAUCUGAAACUGGUGUCCGUCCACAUCCUUUGGUCUCUCUUUAUUCUGCAACAAAACUUUUUGUCACAUAUUUUUCUCAAUGUCUUCAUGCGGAGUAUAAAUCAAAGGGCAUCAUUGUUCAGUGUGUGACCCCUUUAUUGGUGUCGACUAGCAUGACUAGACACACGCCCGUCAACUGCUUCACAAAAAGUGCUCAAGGAUUCGCUAAUGAAGCUUUAAACACUGUGGGUUAUUCCGCCUACACCAGUGGUUGUCUGUCCCAUGCACUACAGAGUCUGACUCUCACUGUUCUGCUGCCUGACUGGUUGAGGAUGUCCUCCUUCUUCAUCCGACAGUUAAGAAAAACCUCAGACGUAAGCCCAUGUGAAAAUAACAAACAGAAGAUUCUGGAAAAGGAUGAAUAA
Molecule: messenger RNA, 963 nt
Organism: Periophthalmus magnuspinnatus
Lineage: Eukaryota; Metazoa; Chordata; Actinopteri; Gobiiformes; Gobiidae
Gene: hsd20b2
Product: hydroxysteroid (20-beta) dehydrogenase 2
Exons: 11
Coding region: 1-963 (320 amino acids)
Cellular component (GO): endoplasmic reticulum
Molecular function (GO): oxidoreductase activity
Source: RefSeq, a predicted model, not a curated record